AAGCAGCGCUGUAGUCCAAAAUUCGCACUUCUGCAGGUCGUCUAACCAGAGCCACCGCAGGAAACAGCCGUCAUGAAGACCUUCGUUGCCAUCGCGCUCUUGUCUGCUGCCUCCCUGGCGUAUGCUGCGCCACGUUCCACCGCGAAGACCGACUUGGCUGGUGCCGCCGGUCUGUCAAGACCCAGCAAUCUCGGUGGCAGUGUCGGACCUGCCAGACCUGUCGGAUUUGGCGGGCCUGCCGCACCUGGCGGAUUUGGCAGACCUGCCGGAUUUGGCGGACCUGUCGGAUUUGGCGGACCUGUCGGAUUUGGCGGACCUGCCGGACCUGUUGGACCUGCUGGAUUUGCCGGCGCUGGCACACAAGGUGGCAGCCUAAGCUCAGGCUUUCCAGUUCUCAGUGGACCAAGCGGAGCCGCAGGACCCAGCGGCGCUAGCGGAUUCCCUGUUGGUGUUGUCGGUGGUUUCCCAAGUGGUUUCCCCGGUGCCUUCCCUGGCAGUUUCCCUAGUGGUCCGAGCGGAGUAUCCCCCGCUGGCGCCGGCGCUUCCCCCGCUGGUCGUCCCGGAUCUGCUGCUCCCAGCGCUGCACCCUCAGUUGGCCGACCUGGAGCAGCAGCCGGAGGCCUCCUACCCAGUGGAGUCUUCCCUGGGGCAUGGUACCCUGGUAGCUACAAUGUAUGGCCAGCCUAUAGCCCAGUAUAUUACGCACACGGUCCCUAUGGAUUUGGCUUCGGUGAUGGCUACGGUUUUGGCUUCGCUGGCGUUCCUCUCGGCGGAUACUUCUACGGUACUCCCGGAGACUACUACGGCGAUAACGACUACUGGGGCGGCCUCGGUGGCUAUGGUUAUGGCUACCCUGGCCAGGGUUUCUCCUGGGGCCCUCAAAGUUUUGGAGGCUUUGGAGCCUCUUCGUCUUCUGCCGGUUCUUCCGCUGGCCAGGGCGCAGCAGGAAGUGUCCGUACAGCUGUAGGAGCUGCUGGAGCUGCCGGUGUUAGCAGCGCCAGCCAAUCACCCACAGGGAAAUAACAAACCAAUGUGACCAUUCCUGGCCAUCCCACAAAAGCAAAACCUACUUUCUCCAGUUUUUUCGACAAUAAAUGAAUUCAACAAAUUUUCCAACACCAAAAAAAAUGGGCAAUUCAACAGCACAAUCUCAGUUACUACCGAAUGAAUAAAAGAGUUAAUCUUUCAACGGAAA
Molecule: messenger RNA, 1195 nt
Organism: Dermacentor andersoni
Lineage: Eukaryota; Metazoa; Arthropoda; Arachnida; Ixodida; Ixodidae
Source: RefSeq, a predicted model, not a curated record